This is a messenger RNA of Manis javanica (Malayan pangolin), 5296 nucleotides long. The record is from RefSeq and is a predicted model, not a curated record. NCBI's taxonomy places the organism in Eukaryota, Metazoa, Chordata, Mammalia, Pholidota, Manidae.
GGCUGUGGGCGGGCGCGGGGCCAAGUCCCCGGAACGCGUCCCGGGGCUGCGCGAGCGGGGUAGGCAGUAGGGAGGCGGCCCCGGGGACGGGGCUGAACCGGGGCGGGGACCGCAGCCGCCUGCGCGGUUCCGGGUGCUCCCGCCGCGCGCAGCCCAGGGCGCACUUGACCGGGGGGUGGGCUGCGGGGAAGGGCGGGUCUGGGGAGAAUCCCGGAGCGCCGCGGCGCCCUCCAGCCCCUCCUCCUCACUGUCGCUGGAACUGCAGCCCGAGCCCGAGCCGGCGCCACCUCGCUCCCGGGCUCGCGCUCCCCCAGCCAUGGCUUUAGCCAAUUUCCGCCGCAUCCUGCGCCUGUCUACCUUCGAGAAGAGAAAGUCCCGGGAAUAUGAGCACGUCCGCCGGGACCUGGACCCCAACGAGGUGUGGGAGAUCAUGGGCGAGCUGGGUGACGGUGCCUUCGGCAAGGUUUACAAGGCCAAAAACAAGGAGUCAGGUGACUUGGCUGCCGCCAAAGUAAUUGAGACCAAGAGUGAGGAAGAGCUGGAAGACUACAUUGUGGAGAUUGAGAUCCUGGCCACCUGUGACCACCCCUACAUCGUGAAGCUCCUGGGAGCAUACUACUACGACGGGAAGCUGUGGAUCAUGAUCGAGUUCUGUCCCGGGGGAGCUGUGGAUGCCAUCAUGCUGGAGCUGGACAGAGGCCUCACCGAGCCCCAGAUUCAGGUGGUUUGCCGCCAGAUGCUGGAAGCCCUCAACUUCCUGCACAACAAGAGGAUCAUCCACCGGGAUUUGAAAGCCGGCAAUGUACUGAUGACUCUUGAGGGCGACAUCAGACUGGCUGACUUUGGUGUGUCUGCCAAGAAUCUGAAAACUGUGCAGAAACGAGAUUCCUUCAUAGGGACGCCUUACUGGAUGGCUCCCGAGGUGGUGAUGUGUGAGACCAUGAAAGACACCCCGUAUGACUACAAAGCUGACAUCUGGUCCCUGGGCAUCACUCUGAUAGAGAUGGCCCAGAUUGAGCCACCGCACCACGAGCUCAACCCCAUGCGGGUCCUGCUCAAGAUUGCCAAGUCCGACCCCCCGACACUGCUCACGCCUUCUAAGUGGUCUGUGGAGUUCCGAGACUUCCUGAAGACAGCCCUGGAUAAGAACCCAGAGACGCGGCCCAGUGCCGCGCAGCUCCUGGAGCACCCCUUCGUCAGCAGCGUCACCAGUAACAAGGCUUUGCGGGAGUUGGUGGCUGAGGCCAAGGCUGAAGUGAUGGAGGAGAUCGAAGAUGGCCGGGAGGAGGGCGAGGAGGAGGACUCCGUGGACCCUGCCUCUCCUCUGGGGAACCAUACUCAAGAUUCUUCUGAUGUGAGCCUCAAUGCUGACAAGCUUCUCAAAGAAUCAUCUUUCACCCCUCUGCCACCAAGCCAGCCUGAGGAAAGUGUGAAUGGGCCCAGCCAGCCCUCUGGGGACAGAUCUCUCCAAGUCAUCAGCCCCCCAGAAGCAGCCCCUGGAAAAGAGAAUGGCGUAGCAGUGCCAGUAGCUCUCCGGAAGUCCCGGCCAGUGUCAAUGGAUGCCAGAAUUCAGGUAUCUGAAGAGAUGCAAGUCACUAACCAGGGUGAGGACCUCAGUCCAGCAGCCAACCAGUCUCAAAAAGCAAGCCAGAGCCGACCCAACAGCAGUGCCCUGGAGACCUUGGGUGGUGAGAAGCUGGCCAAUGGCAGCCUCGAACUCCGCACCCAAGCAGCUCCAGGCCCUUCCAGGAGGGACUCGGACUGUGGCAGCCUGUCUACCUCUGAGAGCAUGGUCUACAGCACCUCCCUCUCAGCUGACCUGUCCUUGAACAGGGAGACGGGCUCUCUGUCCAUCAAGGACUCAAGGCUGCACAAUAAAACCCUCAAGAGGACACGCAAGUUUGUGGUGGAUGGCGUCGAGGUGAGCAUCACAACCUCCAAGAUCAUCAGCGAAGAUGAGAAGAAGGAUGAGGAGAUGCGAUUUCUCAGGCGCCAGGAACUCCGAGAGCUUCGGCUGCUCCAAAAAGAAGAGCACCGGAACCAGACCCAGCUGAGCAGCAAGCAUGAACUGCAGCUGGAGCAGAUGCAUAAACGUUUUGAACAAGAAAUCAACGCCAAGAAGAAGUUCUUUGAUACAGAGCUGGAGAACCUGGAGCGUCAGCAGAAGCAGCAAGUGGAGAAGAUGGAGCAAGACCAUGCUGUGCGCCGCCGGGAGGAGGCCAAGCGGAUCCGUCUGGAGCAGGAUCGGGACUACACCAAGUUCCAGGAGCAGCUCAAACUGAUGAAAAAGGAGGUGAAUAUGUGUCAGGUGGACGCAAGGGGUCUGGAAGUAUUAGGACCUUGUUGGUUGCAGGGAUCAGAACCCCAGCUCAACCUUACCUUAUCAACAGAGGAAUAUUGGGGAGCUUUGUGGCGGCCUGUGGCCUCUGAGCACACCCCAUCCCAACCCGGGCUGCUGUCCCCUCAGGAGCGGGAGCAGAUGCAGCGCUACAACCAGCGCAUGACCGAGCAGCUCAAGGUGCGGCAGCAGCAGGAAAAAGCACGGCUACCCAAGAUCCAGAGGAGUGAGGGCAAGACUCGCAUGGCCAUGUACAAGAAGAGCCUGCACAUCAACGGCGCGGGCAGCGCCUCUGAGCAGCGUGAGAAAAUCAAGCAGUUCUCCCAGCAGGAGGAGAAGAGGCAGAAGUCGGAGAGGCUACAGCAGCAGCAAAAACACGAGAACCAGAUGCGGGACAUGGUAGCACAGUGUGAGAGCAACAUGAAUGAGCUGCAGCAGUUGCAGAAUGAAAAGUGUCACCUCCUGGUAGAGCAUGAAACCCAGAAGCUGAAGGCCCUGGAUGAGGGCCAUAAUCAGAACCUGAAGGAAUGGCGGGAUAAGCUUCGGCCACGCAAAAAGGCUUUGGAAGAAGAUCUGAACCAGAAGAAGCGGGAGCAGGAAAUGUUCUUCAAACUGAAUGAGGAGACAGAAGGCCCGAACCCCACCACCCCAAACAAGGCCACCAAGUUCUUCCCUUACAGUUCUGCGGAUGCUUCUUAACAAUCACCUUGGGCCGGGGCUGGCAGGUUGGUGGGCCUCCAAGGUCCCCCCACAUUCUCUGUGAACAAGUAACUCAGGACCCCCUUCCCUCUUGCUUCCAUGCCAGCUUGGACAACCCCCCUUGAAUAACAGCCCCUUCCUUGUGCCACUCCAGCUGUGCCCGACAGACCCCCCCCAUCCCCAGUGUUUCUGACUUAUCACUCAGUUAGUGGAGGGUGAAGUUUUAUUAUGUGUUGUCUGAUCAUAAUGAAUGUUCUCUCUGAGCUGCAGAACCUCCUGGCUGUUGGUGGGCUCAGGGUCCAAGAAGAAUGGGUGUGCUGUGGCCUCAAGGCCCCUCCUGUUUGCCAAAACAUCAGUUUUGCUAUUUGUGGGCACAAAGUGGUCUUGCUGAAGUCAGUCAGGUCAUGAGCUUGUUCAUGUUGCAAUUCUUGGUGGCUUUUCAGUCAUUUCUUGCAGUGUCAGACAAGAAUCUUGGUUCCUAAUAACCAUUUCAGUUCUCAGUGGAGCCUGGCCUGCAGCUAGUUGCUCAGGGGGUGCCCUCCUUCCACCAGUUAGCUUUCUUCUGAGUCAAGGCUGGGUGUACAAUCGUGAAAUGUGGAAAAACCUGAACUGUUCAUUCUGCUGGUCCUGGGUGUUUGUGCCAUCUUGGUCCUGUCCCCUCUUCCUGCACCCACACAGGGCUUGGCCCCCUGGCACUACCCAGGCUUGCCUCUGCUCUGGGUCUCUUGUGCCAGAACAUGUUCACUGUCUGAGCCUGAGCCACUGAGCAUGUUAGGUGAAGCCGUUGGUAUGGAGCAUGUUGGGCAUUGGCACAAGAUGGCACAUGUUUGCUGCUCUGCCUUUUGGUCCCCACAUGGGAUUUCAGGGAUAAAUGCCUCACCACACAAUUUCACAUCCUGUCUGCAGGUGAUCUGGGAAGGCUGUUUUCCUCUGCCCUGUGCUCCUCCUAGUUCAGGAGUCUAGCAUUACACUUUAGACUGAGGCUGAUAGCCACUGGGCCUUCUAUUUAGGAAGAAGUAUCAGGGAGAACAUUACGCUUUCUGCUCCUGAGAACACAGCUUAAGCAAAGCUUCUGUAUCUCAGAUGGAAUCCUAGGCCUUCAGGUUACUCAAAGAGGGCCUCUCACAGAUUCUGAUCUCCACAGGCUGCACAGUAUAGAUUACAAAGAAAGCUUUUUUUCCCACCUUCAUUUCUUACUUGAAACAAAUAUAAAUGAAUUGCUUCUUCAGGAAGACAUCUGCAUUAAAACAGAAAACUGAAGGUGAUUUUGAGAAAAUCAUAUGGAUACUGAGUCUGGGUACUAUUUUGCUUGUAAUAGAGUGGUUAGCACAUCCGAGGAGGACUUUCUCCAUCUUCACUCCUAAAGGUUAAGGUUCCUAAAGCAACUCCGUGGAAGUUUUUUUGGCACUGGUUAUAACCAAACCUUGGGAAGAGAGGGUAUCUAUUCAACAGGGGAAGAGACUUAGGGUUCCUAAGGCUUACAUAUGCUGUAAAGAUGCUCUGGGGGCUGUGGGAAAGCAGUGGCCCUCUCAAGUUAAUGAGCAAUCAGCUUGCCUGCUUCAGUAUUUGACUGAGAUGGGACAGUUUUCAAGUCUCACACUGAUGAGAAAAUGAAACUAUUGUCCCCUUUUACUCUUUUUGGUGCACAGGUGCUGGGAAAACAUGAACUAACAGCAGCAUAACUACACAGCAUAGACCCAGUUCUACCAGGUGAGGCCAGCACUUGCAAAUGGCCAGGCUGGACUAACUUGGGCUUUGUCUAUAGUACUGCCUUUGCAGCCUGGGGUAUGAGAAGGAGUAUUAGGUGAAAUGCUGCUGUAUUAGGUGUAUUAGGUGAAAGUCACUGAUCAUUUCCUUGUUUGGUUUGUCAUUCACACUGAAAUCUUGUUCAAGUAGUUGCUGCUUUCCUGCUCAGUGUUGCCCAAGCUCAAACUCCCCUGCCCUUUCUGGAUGGGGGCUGACUGGGGUCUCUCAGCCUCAUAAUUGAGCCAAUGUGCAAUGCCUCACUGAGAAGGCCCAUGCAGUAUUCUUCAUGCCCUGUGCUAAUGUUUCCUUUGUAUGGAAAAUGGAACUAUUUCCCAUUUUCUGUCAAAUUUUGGCAGAGUAAAUAUAACUAACUUAUAUUUUCCCUUUAUGAAAGACAGAAGUUAUUUUUAUGUAGUUUCCAAACUUUAUACAAAACUUUUGUAAAAUGUUCUCUGCAAAGUUAACUGCAAGAAUGUAAAUAUGCUUCUAAUAAAAUAACAAGGUGGGAAACUA